This is a messenger RNA of Daphnia pulex (common water flea), 3154 nucleotides long. RefSeq lists its product as uncharacterized. The record is from RefSeq and is a predicted model, not a curated record. The coding region runs from base 1419 to 2780 and encodes 453 amino acids. The transcript is spliced from 5 exons. NCBI's taxonomy places the organism in Eukaryota, Metazoa, Arthropoda, Branchiopoda, Diplostraca, Daphniidae.
GGCGUGGCAGUGCAGUAUACUGAUAUAUCACGAGUUGGCAACGUCCGCCUUUUAAUGAAUUUCCCUAGGAAAUGUGUGGAUAAAAGUUACUGGCAAGUUUGGGCGUGUUUCUGUUUGAUGCAAGUUAGUUGUGAGGCGGCAAUCUACGGUGCUGUGCAUUGAAAUUUAUUUAUUUAAAAGCAGCUUGGCGAGUUGCAUUAGAAUAUGACUACAAAAAGUCAUACAAUUGAGCAGAAGAAGAGUAAAUCAAAUUAAAAAAAAUUCAAAAGAAGUUAGCGAUAUUGCGCUUUGUGUCCGAUACGCCCCACCCAUUUCCUCCAUUACGUAAGCCAAGGGGGACGGGUAGACCUUGGCUAAAGUGAUCGAUUUACUUUAAUCGAUAUUUAGAAUGUAUCGAUAUACAAGGCAUAAAGGAAGAUGCUUAGAAUGUUUUUCGUUUUCUCAUUCAAUAAGUCCUCGAAAUGUGACUAGUACAAAGAUUUACAAGUGAAGAAAAAACAUGUUAAAUAAGUUCAUGCUGUGAAAUCUAAAUGGAUUAUCUGUCGGGGAGUCGAGCAGGAAAAAUAUACUUAAGUUUUGGUCCCCCAGAUGGCGAAGACGAAAUUCAGCAGACGACGCAGCCUCCUAUUUUCACCCGAUUCACCCACCCAAAACCUCCCGAUCUCCGAUCCAUCCGAUCUGCUAGCAGCGCCAGGACGGAGGAAUCAAGUUUUUGGCUUUUUGGUUGACUCGAUUUUUCCUCGGGAGUGAGUUUUUAGGGCGAGUGAUUUUCCCGCUCGUGAAAACGAAAGUGAAUGAGUAGACCCGACAGAAGAUCAAGAUAGUUGGUCUUCAAGUUUUAUGUUUUAACCCAAGUUUUCUAACACUUCACUGCGAUUUAGAUGACAAUAUUGCGUGCACAUCAAUAUCUGUACUUCAGUGGUAAGUAGCUAGCUUCUUUCAUAGUAUUACUCACCAGCCAUUAGUGAUUUCAAUGUGUAUCAUUUAACCUGUGUGAACUAUGCCCGUAGAAUUUGUCAGGUUUGUCACAGAGGUUGCUGUCUAAGAAUUCCUAGUAGGUUUAGACACUAUGCUUUCUUGUGUCUUGAAUUGUAGUGUAAUUGAAGAUGUAUCAUAGUUAAUAAUUAGAAAUGCUCAGUUUUUACACCUCACUUCUGUGUGUUACAUCAACCUGUGGUUCAGACAUAGUUCAACCUCGUGUAAAGAAUUCUCAGAGACUGAAAUGUCUGCGAUAUGGUUGAUUUGAGUAAUUACCUCAAUUGAAACCUACCUCCCAUGAAAUUGCAUGCUUGUGGUAAAUGCUGUAAAAGGUUAUAAUCUUAGAACACAUUAUUAUUUCGACAUUUUUGGUUUUCUAGUUUCACAUUCGAUGACAUCUACUCCUUCUAGUUGUAAAUACCUAGUGUUUCAACUAGAAAAUGAUUUUGAUCUACGUCAUUAUCAUUUUGGUUUUGGUUCAAAAUGGUCAGAGAGAGAACUGCUUUGAUUAUAAUGAUUCAAGUCAAGUGGCAGUGAAACCAGCGAUAGACUUGUCGGGAUCUGUUCCUCCAAGAUAUUCACUACUACAACCGGUACAGCUCCUAUACAACAAUUACGGCCCGUUUAAGAUUAAUUUUAAACGCAUCGACAAUGAAAACGUUUACAACUCUUUGAGAGACUUCUCUUUGAGGCUUUCCAAGCUGCCGUAUUAUUUGGAAAGAAACGUUUUAGGUACUAUGUUGGUUGUAUUGCUGGUCAUACUCACCGUAACCCUGAACAAAUACAAGCUCACUAGCAACCAUCGCCGCAAAUACAAGAAACUUAAAAGCAACCUAAAUACUCUCACUAAAAAAUUCGAGGAACAGCACAAGGUUAUAGGAAGACAAGAUAGGUUCAUAUCGCAGCAGCACGAGAGGAUUAUUCGACUCAGCAUCGAAAAGAUGAAAGAUUUCGGGUCCGACUUUGCUCAAGGCGUCAAAAUCACUAGUCUUAAAGAGGCGGUUCAGCACAUAUUUGGUAGAAGUGCAAAAAAUGUUGAAGACCAACAUGUAAUAAUUGAGUGCUCCAAGAUUAGAGAUUUACUUAGGCCCAGCGACGGUGCCAACAACUCGGACUAUGUAACAGGUAUUCAACGAGAUCUUUUGAUUUGGUACUUGGAGGGAGUGAGAGGGUACCGACUUAAAAGUCCAUCUGAGCUGGAAGACAAGCUGAGAAGAUUUCCAUGGGUGGUCGAAGACGGGAAACUGUCCCUCGUUAAUGUGCGUAAAUGCAUUCGUUUUGUGCACAAAGAUCUUAAACAAACCUUAGCCUUUUUAGCCCAAACGAUUGAUUGGGAUGAUUUGAAUUCGUUUAUUUCACCAAGACCCAAAAAAGGCAAAGCAAAGGGCCAUGGACUUUAUUUCCUUAUGCACCAUUUGUACGCUAGCCAUUGCAAAGCGACCAGCGCUACUGCACACAAUCCUCAAAGUCUGUUUUCUUUUCCGCCACCAGGAGAAAUAGAAAUAGAUGCGCAGGGUAGAAUUGAAACUGGGCCUGGAACAAUCAAAAUUAAAAUGGGUGAAAUCAAAAUCUCUAAAGAGAAAAUCCCAGAAGCAAAGAAACAACUGAAACGAUCCCUUGUAUUCUUUGCUGGUUUACAUAAGUUAAUUGCAGUCAACGACGAUGUGUCCCCUUGUGCGUCCCCUAUUUGUUACGAUCUCAUAGGAUAUAUAUUUAUUUCGGGGGGAACUAACGUCACUAAAAACGAAGUGCUUCCACUGCCUCCCCUUGGAAAGAUUUCGUACUUAAUAUUUAAUUCUUGAAUGCCAUAAGUGCACCUUCCAGGAAUAGAGUUCCCUUCUGCCGUUAUCUUUAUCAUCAAUAUAUUAUAUGAAAUAUUUUUAUCCAGAUGCUUUCUUCCAUCAGACUAUCCUUAAAUAACCCCCAUUUUAAAAAUUAGUUUACAGACUGUUUUCUUUUCCAAUUUUCAACAUUUCCUUCCAAACGGUUGUUUUAAUUUUUUUUUUUUGUUUUGAUAAUCAAUUUUCUCUGUCUUGCUUUCCAAUUUAUUAAGAAGUCCUACUGAACUCUAUUCUGGUGCUGCAAUAAAUGAUCGAUGCAGGUGUGUUUGUAUAGAUCAUGUACCAUUGUACCUGGCAUUAAUUUUUGCGAAAAAUAAAAAAUGUAAAAGUCUGGA